This is a messenger RNA of Solanum dulcamara, 1948 nucleotides long. RefSeq lists its product as uncharacterized. Gene Ontology annotation, cellular component: cytoplasm. The record is from RefSeq and is a predicted model, not a curated record. The transcript is spliced from 6 exons. NCBI's taxonomy places the organism in Eukaryota, Viridiplantae, Streptophyta, Magnoliopsida, Solanales, Solanaceae. Gene Ontology annotation, molecular function: nucleic acid binding. The coding region runs from base 208 to 1662 and encodes 484 amino acids. Gene Ontology annotation, biological process: methylation.
CUGUAUAAAAAAAAUCUUUUUGUUUUCCGUCUUGAAAAUCUUGGGUUUAGCUCGAAAUUCCAGGGUUUUGCGUUUGUUUGGUUUAAGAAAAGUAGCGUGUAUCCAAUUUCAUUCGUCCCGCCACCAGCUGCCAUCGGAGUCGCCGCCGAUAGUGAUCUUUGACAGUGAUUUAUUAGGUUUGAAGGUGAAAGUGAAAAAUUGCAGAAGAUGUGGUAUCUAUGCGUCUUCUAUCACAGGUUACUGGACUACAGGAAACCUGAAGUUGAGUCUUUGGCAGAGCUUUUCAGCAAAGACCUAAACUUACAAUGCAAUGGUAGUCCUAUUAAUUCACUUGAAUGGAAGCUUCCAAGAGAUCACCAUCCCGACUCUCCUUUUCACUUCGUUAAUCUUCCUUCUGAACAAAUUGCUCGAAGUGUUGCAAACCGUAGUAUUCUUGUAAAAGGAAUCUUUGAACUCUGGGGAGAAGGAAGUAGCUUUGUGGAAUUAGAAGAGUCGAUUAAAAGUUAUCCAGAUGAGAAGAAGCUACCAUACCUGACAUCUGAUAGCACAUUCAAGAUUGCUGUUGAGACCUUUGGGAAGGUUAUCAGCUUUGAGGAGCAAAACGAGCGUAUUCGAUCACUAUCCUACAUUCCUUUCAAGGGCCGGGUCAACUUAAAAAAUCCUUAUCACAUGUUCUGGCUAAUAGAAACAGAUGAUUAUGAUUCUAAUAAUGGACUGCCACCCAUUGCGGGAAAAAGAAUCUUUUUUGGUCGAGAGAUUGGUGCUGCUGAUAGGAAGCUUUUGCCAACUUAUCAGUUAAAAAGUCGUACUUAUCUCGGGCCAACAGCCAUGGAUGCCGAAAUGGCGUUCCUGAUGGCUAACCAAGCACAGGCCAAAUCUGGAAGGCUUGUCUAUGACCCUUUUGUGGGCACAGGAAGCAUUCUAGUUGCAGCAGCUCAUUAUGGAGCAAUGACAAUGGGUGCAGAUAUUGACAUUCGAGUAGUACGUGAUGGUCGUGGUCCAGAUUGUAAUGUCUGGAGCAACUUCAAGCAGUAUGGAUUGCCAAUGCCUAUUGGUUUAUUAAGGGCAGACAACAACCUUCCUCCUUGGCGUUCGGGGUUGAAAGAGGUUUUUGAUGCCAUUAUAUGUGACCCUCCCUAUGGAGUCCGUGCUGGAGGACGUAAAUCUGGUGGCAGGAAGCUUUUGAAAGGAGUGAUUGGUCCAUAUACAGUUCCUGAUGACAAAAGGACAGGCCACAUACCAUCAACUGCUCCUUACAGCUUAGUGGAAUGCGUGCAUGAUUUGGUCGACCUUGCUGCUAAGAUGCUUGUGAUGGGUGGCCGGCUUGUGUACUUCUAUCCUGUAUUACGAGAGGAUGAGUCAAUUGACACCACCUUUCCAGAGCACCCUUGUUUUAAGUUGGUUGCUACCUCAGAGCAGAUGCUGAGCUAUAGGUACAGUCGGGUACUAUUAACCAUGGUCAAAAUUGGACCAUAUACUGACGAAAUUGCAUUAGCAGCAAGGAUCAAACAUUCGGAGUUCAAGGAAAACCAUCUGAAGUGGUUGGAAGAAGGUAAUCUUCAUUCAGCAGUUUUUAGUCCUUCUGACAAUCAUCUUAAUGAGGCAGGUGAUACGAAGUUUACUAAAGAAUCAAAGGCAAGGUAUAGAGGAAAAUAUGUCUAGACCAAAACUGCCAACCAAAUUUCAUUGGGCAAUGUACCUUCAAUAUGCUCGAGGUAUAUGCAUUAUGCAUCUAAGCAAUUCUGAUGAGAACUCUACCACACCCUACAUUUUAGGAAAGCUCUUUAGUGCUUUUAUUUUACAAAUGCUUAGAAAUACUUCGCUACUAUUUAUUAGUCUCUCUGCUAGAAGAUUGUAUUUCAGCUGGGAUUGAUUCAUAAGUUGUUGAUACACAUGACAUGUGGGAUUGAUUCAUAAGUUGUUGAUACACAUUACAUGUGUUCGACUA